AUGGCAGCAACACAGCAAUGCCCACAACAGCAGAUGGCAGUGCCAGAUCACAUUGAUGCAGCACUCAAAUCCUACCCCGAUUCAACCUGGGCCAUAGUACCGCGUUCAAACUCUUCUGGGGAACAAACAUGGAAUCGAAUCACAUAUGCGGACUUGGCGGGCGCGGUCAACAACAUGGCUCGCUGGAUUGAAAAGACAUGCGGCGUGGCACAGCAGACGGGCCAAACAAUUGGAUACAUGGGGGCCAACGACCUGAGAUACUUGGUAGUAAUGGCCGCGAGUCUCAAGGCUGGUUACGUACCACUGUUCACAUCCCCUCGGAAUUCGCUAGAUGGCCAGAAGUCCCUUGUAGAGAAAACAGGCUGUAGCAUUUUCUUAACAACAAGCGAGACUGUGCCGCUAGUCGAGCUGAUCCGAACUGCAGUGCCUGAUCUGAGAGUGUAUCAGGCGCCUACAGCAGACGACCUUUUUGAUCCUAAUCAACCCGCUGAGCACUAUGACGGUAGACAUUCUCACGAUGUCAACGCCACCAGUUUGAUUUUACACACUUCAGGCUCAACUGGUCUUCCAAAACCUAUCUGGCUGACCGUCGGCGGGUUGAACUCUAUAUACGAGCAAGGUCAACUUGGAGAUGAAGGUGGCAUUGAACCAGUUACCAGGUCAUUCCUAGCAGAUAAAAAGCCUAUGCUCGCUGCUGCACCCUUUUUUCACGCGCUAGGGGUACUCAUCAUCUUGGGCACAGCCAUGUGUGGUAGGCCGAUCGUGCAACUACCUUCCGAUAGAAUUCUGAGUGCGGAUUUGGUCAUGGAAGUGAUAGAAACCGUCAAACCCGUAACAGCAGUCUUUCCACCAUCCAUCCUAGAGGAUAUGUGUGCAACGUCCCGAGGUAUGGAGGCUUUGGCGAAACUGGAAUCGGUCUUCUUUGGUGGUGCUCCUCUUGCCGUCGAGAACGGUAACAAGAUUUGUCGUGUGACAAACCUGAACACUAUCAUAGGCAGUACGGAGGCAUUGUUCCUACCUACACUGAAAACAUCUGUACCAACCGACUGGGCCUAUUUUCACUGGGCCGCAGCUGUAGGCGUCGACAUGGAACCCGCCGGUGACGACCUGUUUGAGCUCGUUAUCAAGCCCAAGGACACCAAAUACCAGGCCAUUUUCCACACAUUCUCCGACAUCAAGGAAUGGCGCACCAAGGAUCUCUUUCGGCGUCACCCGUCCAAACCCUUUCUCUGGAAAUACAGUGGACGACGAGACGACAUUAUUGUUCUCAGCAACGGCGAAAAGUUCAACCCCGUCUUAACAGAAAAGCUGAUCGAGUCACACCCGUGGGUCAAAGGUGCUGUCGUCGUAGGCCAAGGCAGGUUCCAAUCGGGGCUUCUCAUCGAGCCGGAUUGGACACAGGUCAGCACUACUGACGCCCCGGCUCUCAUCGAUGACAUCUGGCCAAUGGUCGAACAAGCGAACCGUGAUGCGCCAGCCCAUGCACGCAUCUACCAGAGCAAGAUUUUUGUCAUAAGCAAAGAAAAGGCCUUUGUACGCGCUGCCAAAGGGUCUAUAAUACGGCUCCAGACAGUCGCAGCGUUUAAAGAUGAGAUUGAGGCUUUGUAUGCUGAUGAAGGAUACGCGAGCGACACAACACAAGACACCGCCAGUGACACGGGGCUACUCACAACAAUACGCAACGUAUUCUCGCGGGUCUUGGCCUCAUUCCACGAGGGUACUACUGAUGAUACCGACAUCUUUAGCCUAGGGGUUGACUCGCUUGACGUAUUGGCACUCAUCAACGCGUUGAACAAGGCUGUAAGGGGUGCCAACGUCACUGCAUCGACAAUUUACACCAACCCCACAAUCACAAAACUCGCCGGAUCUUUAUCUAAGGCGAUUCUGAGUUCAGGUUCCAAUCCUAUGGCUAAGCAAACUCGAGAAGAAAAGUUGAGCGCCAUGGUCAGGAAGUAUACGCAGGGUAUGAUUCGACCGAAGGAUAGGAAGGGGGCACCAAAGCAACCACCGUCCAAGCAAACCGUAAUCCUGACCGGAUCUACUGGAAGUCUUGGCACCCACGUGCUUGAACAACUGCUGAACAACAAAGAUAUCGAAAAGGUAUACUGUCUUAAUCGCUCGGACAACGCGGAAGUACGGCAAAAGGAAGCCUUCUCCAAGUAUCACAAUCCCGAGAUUGACCUUAGCAAGGCCGAGUUUCUGAAGACAGAAUUUGCUGAAGACAGGUUUGGCCUUGAGGAGGCUACUUACGCACGGCUGCUCGAUACUACGACAACAUUUAUUCACUCUGCCUGGCCCGUCGAUUUCAAUCUGUCUCUAGAGUCCUACGAGCAUACCCACAUAGCCGGUACUCGUCGCGCUAUCGACUUUGCGCUUGUGUCACGUCACAAUGUUUCCAUUGUCUUCAUCUCAUCGAUUGCGAGUGUGGGCAACUGGGGCAGCGUCGCACAGGAUGGAUGUGGUGUGCCCGAAUCCAACACCACACUCUUUGACAGCGCUAUUACAUUACCACAAGGCUAUGGUGAAUCCAAGUAUGUAUCCUCGCAGAUUCUGGCUACUGCUUCGCACCGUCUAGGCAUCAGAACUGCUAUUGUGCGCGCGGGUCAGCUUGCAGGACCAAGUACACAAGCAGGCGGUGCAGCAUGGAACCGGCAUGAGUGGUUGCCGACUAUAGUGCACACAAGCAAGAUGAUUGGAAAAUUGCCCCGCAAUUUGGGUAGCAUGGAGCGAGUGGAUUGGGUGUGCAUGGACACUGCGGCUGCAGCCGUCAUCGACAUAGCUACCGCCACGUAUUCCCAAGACGAACCUGCGCAAGUGUAUCAUCUGGCCAAUCCACACACUACGACAUGGAGCCAGCUAUAUCCGGUUAUCCAGGACUUCUUCAAACAGGAAGCAAACGUCGACAUGGAGGUUGUUGAAUACAACGAUUGGGUGGAUGAGCUUGCAAACAUCCCUCAGACCAAGGAAAACGCAGAGCGUAUCCCCGGAGUGAAAUUGCUGGACUUCUACCAGGGCUUACGGCCAGAGACUGGUGUGGGAUUGCCAGAAUUGGAAACAAGGAGGACCGAAGCUGUGAGCGAAGCAUUGCGUCAGGGCAAGGCUGUUGAUGAGGGUGUAGUAAAGAAAUGGUUAGAGCAAUGGGCGUUUUAG
Exserohilum turcica Et28A is the source of this 3150-nucleotide messenger RNA. RefSeq lists its product as uncharacterized. Bases 1 to 3150 code for a protein of 1049 amino acids. Gene Ontology annotation, molecular function: phosphopantetheine binding. The record is from RefSeq and is a predicted model, not a curated record. Lineage: Eukaryota; Fungi; Ascomycota; Dothideomycetes; Pleosporales; Pleosporaceae. The transcript has 4 exons.